AUGAUAGUAGAAUAAAAGAAUAUUUUAGAUUGGCUUGUAUUCUAGGCUUUAGAUCCCUCUCAUAUUACUAAUUGUCCAACAGGUACCAUUUUCGGAGGACCAUCAAUCUUUGGAUACUCGACUGCCAUAACAAAAACAUUUAUCCUUCCACCUCAUAAUAAAAUUGCGUUUGAGUUUAAAUUUUGGGGGUUUGUUUUUAUUUAUAUUAAACUAGAUUAGGGCCUUGGACUGGAUCACCUUACAUUUUUAAUGUUGAUGAGCUUGAAGCACAUUCAGGUAAUCCAACAAUAUCACCAGGAACUGAUAUUUGUGGAAGUGGCCAAUAUGGAGAAAUUUACUUUAUUAGUAAAUAGAUUGGGCAUAAUAGUAAUUCUGCUAUAAUUACACUUUAAUCUUUCUAAUUAUCAGCAUUUUGGGGAAUUUCAGAUUUUAAAUUAUCAGUUUUUUAGUGUCCAAAUCAUUGUGAUUCUUGCGAUUCAAACGGGGCCUGUCUUAAUUGGAAUCGAGUGCUGAGAUAUUUUACAACUGUUUAAUUAACUGACGGUGAGGGUUGGAAGCGAGACGAUACUACAUAUAAUACUGUUGAAACAUGCGGAAGUAAUGUUAUGGAUAUUGAUUAGGUUUUUAAUAUUAUGGAAAGUUUAUUACUAACUAAGAGGCUUCCGUAGAUUUAAUGUUGAGUUCCCCUCAUACUAAGGUGAGAAUGUAAUUUAAAUUAUUUUCUGUUUACAUUAGUGGAGGCAUAUCUUUAAAUAUAUAUGGAAAUACACAAUGGUUAAGUAGUUAAAUUUCUUUCAAUAUUAUUACUUAAAAUGCAAUAUGUGCUUCUUAUUUUAAGUUAGGGACAAUUACAAUACCUGAGUUUUUAAGCAACGAUUAGACUUUGAAUCUAAGGAUUGUAAUUAUAUCAUUUACAACUGAAUCAACUUCUACUCCUUAUUAUGGUAUUAGGGAUUUUGAAGUAUUUACUGAUGCAGAAAAGGAGAUCAUUUUAGACAGCAGUGUUAUUUGUGAUGAUAAAAAUAUUGAAGUAUUUGAUGGUUGCUUUUCAUAAUAAUAUUAAUGUGUAGAAGGAUGCAGUAAUUGCUAUAGAGGUUAAUGUUUAAAUUGUGACUCGCUUUGGAUAUUUGAUGCUAUAUCUCAAUAAUGUCUGCCUCUAUGUGGAGAUAAAUUAAUAGUAUUAUAAGAAGCAUGUGACGAUGGAAAUCUACAACCUAAUGACGGAUGUUAUGAAUGUUAAUUUUCUUGUCCAUUGAACUGUAGAAUUUGCGAAUUUGGUUAAUGUAUAUUGUGCAAUUAUUUGUAUAAAUUACUGGAUAAUUCAUGUGUCUUAAUUUGUAACUUAGAAGAUGAUCAAAAGUUAAUUGAAUUUGAAACUUAGUAUGAAUCAGGAUAAUUUUGUCAUUUAUCUAAUUUCUUGAUUAAUCUUUAUCAGGAACACUUAAACAUCAAUGUCAAAAUCAGCGAUUAUUUUUGGAACUAGGAUGUUCAAUGCGAGAUUUCAAAUUAUGGAAUAUUUGCUCAUUAAUUCAAAUUAUGUUCUUAUAUCUAACCUUAAAAUUGUUAACUCUCAUUUUUAGAUUAGUGUUCAAUUUGCGAGGAUGAGUUUGAAAAAACAUUAAAUAAUGACUGUUUUCCUAUUUGCAAUAAUGGUAUUGUUUAAGAAAAUGAAUUUUGUGAUGAUUCUAAUAACAUUUAAUUUGAUUCAUGCUUUUUAUGUUAGAGUAGUUGUCAAUUGGAAUGUUAAGAAUGCUAUUAUUCUUUUUGUUUUUAGUGUAUUUAAGGGUGGAGUUUAAUUGAUUAUAAAUGUGUAUAAGUUUGUGGAGAUGGAUAGAUCGCAUCAUAAUCUCAGGAAUAAUGUGAUGACUAAAAUAAUAUAAGUGGGGAUGGAUGUUUUGAAUGUAAAUUUGAAUGUCCUCAAUAUUGCGAAUUGUGUAAUGCCAAUAUUGAGUGUUUAAAAUGCUAGGAUUACUUUGAAAUUCAAAAUUAAUCAUGUACACCAAUUUGUGGAGAUGGACUAGCUAUUGAAGGAUUUGAAAUAUGUGAUGACGGUAAUGAUGAGAUGUACGAUGGUUGCUACCUUUGCUAAUAUUCAUGCCAAGAAGAUUGUCAAAAUUGCAAUCACAAAAUUUGUCUUGAUAACAUUCAAAGUCAAAAAUGUGAAAUUGGAUUUUUAUAUCAAAAUAACUAAUGCGAUUCUAUCUGUGGUGAUAGAAUUAUUGUUUCUAAUGAAUAGUGUGACGAUGCUAAUGAUAUACCUUUUGAUGGAUGCUAUUAAUGCAAGUUCUCAUGUCCUUUAAACUGUGAUGAAUGUAUUCAGGGAUAAUGUAUGAAAUGCUAUUUUGGAUAUUAAAUAGUCAAUGAUAAUUGCUAAGAUGUCUGUGGUAAUGGAGCAAAAUCUGAAAACGAAGAAUGCGAUGAUGGAAAUCUAAUUUCUGAUGAUGGAUGCACAAAUAAAUGCUAGGUUCAAAUCAAUUGGGCAUGUUCUUAACUAGAAUAAGAGACUAGUACCUGCCUUUAGUCAAAACCACCUCACUUUAAUUUAAAUGUUGUUAACCAAACAUAUAAUAUUUUAUUUAUUAAUUUGACAUUUACAGACAAAAUCAAAGUCUUGGAUAAUAGUUAAAAUUUAACCAAAAAUCUACAUGCUUAUCUUGUUGAUAUAGAUCCAUCUACUUAUAUUAUAGAGAAAGUAUUCGUUGUUGAACCAACAUAUAUCACAGUAUAAGAAAUUACAUACUUAUUUAAAGUAUAAAUAUUGGAAUAAUAAAAUAAUGAAAUUUAUUUCUAAGUUGAUUUGAAAACAGUAUUAGUUGAUGAUAAUGACUUUUAAGUAGACAAUGACUUUUGUAAAAUACGUCUUAAAAAUCCAGUAGUGAUAACUCCAUCAUAAAAGAGAAUAUCCAAGAAGAUUAGUUCAUUCAAUAUGAUUAUGUUACUAAGUCUCGGAUUCUCUAGUUUAUUAAUCUUAAUUUCUGGAAAUCCAAUUGAAUGUUUUGAAGUUUUGGACACACUCUAAUAUUAAUCAAAUUUAAAAUUUAUAAACAUAGACUUUCCUGAAAAUUUGAACAUUUAUUUUGAAUCGUCGGAAGUAAUAACUAUCCUUCCAUUAUUAGAAAAAUUGAAAUUUGUUGAUUUAUUUGACAACCUAAUCGGAAUUAAAUAAUUAUAGGCUUUUGGAAAAUUUUUAACAUAUAACAUCAACAGUGAUUUGAUUACUAAUUUAUAGCCCUUUUGUGCUCAAUGUGGAUUAGGAUUAAUUGUACUUCUACUUUCAAAAAUUUAUUUGAAUUUUGUUCUCUAAAAAUAAUUUCUUUAAAUUAGAGUAUUAAUUUAUAAAACCAAUAAACAAUGCAUGGCAUAAUAACUUGCAUUUGUUAUACAUAAAUUCAAUAAAAUAAGUUUUGGCUUAUUAAGAAUAUUUUCAUUAAAUGGCUUUAUUUAUAUUGUUUAAGUGAAUAGUUGGGAUUUAAUUUUUAAAAUCUUGCUUUACCUGUAAUCUCAAAAGUAGGAUACUUUGAGGUAUCAGAUUUCCAAUUUUAUAGCAUACUUUAUCUUCAUCAUUAUCAUAAAAUUGAUUUCCAAUAUAUUCUCUUUGAAAAAUUCACAAAUGGAAUUACAAAAAUUAAAAUCUUUGCAACACGAAGGUCUAAUUCUCAUAAAAAAAUUACUAUUUCUAUAUAUCUUAAUUGGAUAUCAAAAUAAUUCACUAUUAUAAUGCCUAUUGAUUACAUUCAUCAAUUCUCUCUAUCUUACUAUUGUAGUCUUUGGUGAUUUGAUAAGGAAUAAGAUAGACCUGGCUGUUAUUCUAGUUUUUGAAUUACCUAUAAUUCUUUUUACUUUACUAAGUAUAUUUUUUGAUUAAGCGAUUUCAAAUCUCUUGAGUCCAGAUAAUUAGAUUAAUAUAGCUUUUGUUUAAAUGGGGUUACUCAUGUUUGGAACUAUGGCUCCCUUAAUUAAAUAUGCAGUGUAAAUUGAAAUUAAGUUAACAUCCAUGAUUAAAAGAUUGAAAGAGAGAAAAUCAUAAAAGAAAUAACCCAUUUCUCCUUCGCUGUUUUAUUGA
This is a messenger RNA of Paramecium octaurelia, 4063 nucleotides long. NCBI's taxonomy places the organism in Eukaryota, Ciliophora, Oligohymenophorea, Peniculida, Parameciidae. The record is from the annotation of a GenBank genome assembly.